CACCUCCUGACAUGGAAGCUGAAGCUGAGAUCCAUGAAGAAGCCAAAGAGAUGGGCUCACAGACGCCUAAGCAAACAGUGGAGGCAAGAGUACCAAGACCUCCACACAAUUACGUGGCCAUUGUGAAAGAUUCUGACGUGCCAAUUGAAACUUCGUCUCUCGACAUGCUCUGCGAUCAGCUCUUCGACGGAGUGGUUUUGCAACAGGGGCAGAGAAAGUACUGGGUCGACAGGCAUCUGAACAAGAAUUGCUUCAUGGUGUUUGCGAGGGAGCUUGCAAUUACAUGGGCCGACUCCGACCAGUACUGGGGAUGGACGACCGUCAAAGAGUCCGGUAAUGUGGAUGUUGAGGUAGCUGAACUGAGAAGUGUGUGCUUGCUGGAAAUCAGUGGGAAGUUCCGAACGAUCAUGCUCUCUCCGAAGACCUUGUAUGAAGUCUCGUUGGUGGCAUCAAUGACUGAGUCAAGUCAGGGUUGGGGCGUUCCCGUGAACAUCAACCUUACUCUACCGGAUGCGUCAAAACUGGAAAGCAUGGAGAGUUUGCAGGAUAUGCCCCGACGGAAGUGGAAAAACAUUUUGAUGGGCGAAUUCAUGACUUCGUGCGAAAAUAUCGGAGAAAUCACAUUUCGUAUAUCCGAAUGCAGUGCUAAUUGGAAACGGGGGCUAGUCGUCAAGGGUGUUGCUUUUCGACCCAAAAACUGAAGUUGGUAGGUGAGGCUUUGGCUAUUCGUUUCUUAUGUUCAAAAGGGACAAAGCAGCCUUGAUUAGUGGAUUGUUGUCACGACUCGCGUAUGUUAGUGGGUACCAAUAGGUAUGUGUACAUUCUUGUUACUUGCUCACAUGGUGAGGCAUGUUAUUUCUUGUUUUCUUGAAUUUAUCGCUAUCUAAAGAAUGAUAGCUUGGAACUUUCGUUUAUUCAACUCUGAAGUGAUUGGCUGAGUGGGUUAAUCACUUGAUUUGGAUCUAUUAGAUCAUGUGUUCAAA
Syzygium oleosum is the source of this 983-nucleotide messenger RNA. Its product is annotated as protein PHLOEM PROTEIN 2-LIKE A1-like. Bases 12 to 701 code for a protein of 229 amino acids. Lineage: Eukaryota; Viridiplantae; Streptophyta; Magnoliopsida; Myrtales; Myrtaceae. The record is from RefSeq and is a predicted model, not a curated record. The transcript is spliced from 3 exons.